UGUCCCAUCACCCAUCUCAAUUCCGCUCAUUUAUUCUCUUUCUUCUUCUCUCGUUCUUUCUUGUUGUCUGGCUUUCUCAAGCAAGGUACAAAAAAAACCAUCAUUAUUGUAAGAUGAUAAGUUUACUAGUGGUACUACACUGGACUGUGUUGGAUAUUUAGAGCCCCAGCAAAUUCACACUCGAAAACACUAGAAAACGGUUGACUCCAGCACCACUUCUUCAGCCGCCGAAGCCGUCCAAUCACUCCCUCCCUUCUCCUCCGCCGAUUCCCAUGCGAUAUGACAUGAAUGCGACGCCGGGGGUGAUGAUGAUGCAAGCAAAGCACUCAUAUUUCGCUUCCUCUUCAGCAGUAGCACCGUUCUCAAGUCUCAACACAGAUUAGAAGAAGUAUCUGCUGAUAAUAGGACCAGAUAUGGAAGUGGCGGCAACAUCAAGCGGUAAUGAAACCAUAAAAUCAGGAAUUCCAGCGGAAGUACCAGCGGUUGCGCAGCCGCUGGCCGGAGAGGCUACGGAGAUUGCGUCCAAUAUCAUCUAUCAUGCUCAAUACAGUCCUCAUUUCUCCCCUUUCAAGUUCGAGCCAGAGCAAGCUUUCUAUGCCACUGCUGAUAGUGUUCGUGAUCGGUUGAUCAAGCAAUGGAAUGAUACGUACCUCCAUUAUCACAAAGUCAACCCAAAGCAAACAUACUAUUUGUCCAUGGAGUAUCUGCAAGGGCGAGCUUUGACUAACGCAAUUGGAAACCUUGAUAUCCAAGAUGCUUAUUCUGAUGCUUUGAAGAAAUUGGGUCAUGAACUAGAGGAAAUCGUUGAGCAGGAGAAAGAUGCAGCACUUGGAAAUGGUGGUUUAGGAAGACUUGCUUCGUGCUUUCUAGACUCAAUGGCGACAUUGAACUUGCCAGCUUGGGGUUAUGGUUUGAGGUACAGAUAUGGGCUUUUUAAGCAGCGGAUCAGCAAAGGAGGUCAGGAGGAAAUUGCCGAAGAUUGGUUGGAGAAAUUUAGUCCAUGGGAGAUUGUCAGGCAUGAUGUUGUAUUCCCCAUCAGAUUUUUUGGUCACGUUGACGUCCUUCCUACUGGCUCCCGCAAAUGGGUUGGUGGAGAGGUCAUUCAAGCUGUUGCCUAUGAUGUACCAAUUCCAGGGUACAAGACCAAGAAUACUAACAGUCUUCGCCUUUGGGAAGCCAAAGCCUGUGCUGAGGACUUCAACUUGUUUCAGUUCAAUGAUGGGCAGUAUGAAUCUGCUGCACAGCUCCAUGCUACGGCUCAACAGAUAUGUGCUGUUCUUUAUCCUGGGGAUGCUACAGAAAGUGGAAAAUUGUUAAGACUUAAGCAACAGUUUUUCCUUUGCAGUGCUUCACUUCAGGACAUCAUGUUCAGAUUUAGGGAGAGACAAGUGGGAAAGGGUGUACUCCAGUGGUCCGAAUUUCCCACAAAGGUUGCUGUGCAACUUAAUGACACACAUCCUACUCUUGCAAUUCCAGAGCUAAUGCGAUUACUAAUGGAUGAGGAAGGACUUGGAUGGGAUGAUGCUUGGGAUAUUACUACAAGGACAAUAGCCUAUACAAAUCAUACUGUCCUACCUGAGGCUCUGGAGAAAUGGUCACAGGCAGUCAUGUGGAAGCUCCUUCCCCGCCUUAUGGAAAUUAUUGAGGAAAUUGAUAAGAGGUUUAUUGCAACGGUGCAGUCAACAAGACCUGACCUUGAGACUAAACUUUCCAGCAUCCGAAUCUUGGACCACAACCCCCAAAAGCCAGUUGUACGAAUGGCUAACUUGUGUGUGGUGUCCUCCCAUAUGGUGAAUGGUGUUGCACAACUACACAGUGACAUCUUAAAAUCAGACUUAUUUGCUGAUUAUGUCUCUAUAUGGCCUACCAAAUUCCAAAACAAGACUAAUGGGAUUACUCCUCGCCGGUGGAUUCGGUUUUGUAGUCCUGAGCUUAGUCAAAUAAUAACCAAAUGGUUAAAAACUGAUAAAUGGGUGACGAACCUCGAUCUCCUCACCAAACUUCGGCAGUUUGUUGACAAUGAAGAACUGUAUGCUGAGUGGGAAUCAGCUAAGAUGGCCAACAAGCAACGUUUAGCGCAAUACAUAACGCAAGUGACAAAUGUCAGCAUUGAUCCUAAUACCCUUUUUGACAUACAAGUUAAACGCAUUCAUGAAUACAAAAGACAGCUGCUAAACAUUUUGGGGACAGUCUAUAGGUACAAGAAAAUAAAGGUGCAUUUUGGUGGAAAAGACAUUCUUCGCCUGCUCUAUAGUCUGUAG
This is a messenger RNA of Coffea arabica (coffee), 2261 nucleotides long. The record is from RefSeq and is a predicted model, not a curated record. Lineage: Eukaryota; Viridiplantae; Streptophyta; Magnoliopsida; Gentianales; Rubiaceae.